UCUCCACAUUGUGGAGGUAGCAUUGGUCUUGGAAAGUAUAACAGCAGGCACAUUGUCCAUUCUCAGGAGUCGUGACAGAUAAAACGACAAAGCUUCUCCUUUUAAGAAAAAAUAAACAUUUGACAUUUUGAUAAAGGUACAGCUGAAAUGGAUGAACUAAUGCUUGAAAGUCAACCAGACAAAAAGGAUAGAAUUGACAGCUGUAACAAUAACAAUGACAGUGUGUUUGAAAGCCCGGCUAUUGCAGGAAUGGAAAUAAAUGCAUCUGCAUCCCAAAUCAGUGGACAGGUUGUUGAUAAAAAACUUGUUUUUGAAAUGAAAAACUUUGCUGAGGGCAGUGUAUCCACUGUUGGCUCAGAUGGAAGAAGACUAGAGUCUGAAGAAUUUGAAAAUAUUUCAGUUUCUAAUCUUGAUAAAUUCACACUCUCUGCAUCAAAUAAAAUAUCAGCAGAAACACCUAGUGAAUUAUCCGAUGGACUUACAGUUACUGCAGAUAAGUCUGUAGAUACAAGCAAGGAUGUUAUUAGCCAAAAUGUUGCUCUUGUUGAAAAGGAAAUAGAAAAUGAUGCUGGUUUAAGUGCUUCGGGUGUUGCACUACAUAAGCCUAGGACUGGAAGCUUUGAUUGUAUGAAGUUUGAGGUUGCUCAUGAUGUUAUUGAAGAAGAGAAAGAUUUUGUUGAUGGAAUGGAUGAUAAUUUAAGAGUUAAUGAUAAACAUGUGGAAGGUGUCAGGAGAAGGAAUGUUGAAUCUGGUUCUAAAGUUGACAAUGAUAACUCGGAUGCUAAAGAGACAGAUAUAGAUAUAAGAAGUAGUAGUGAGAAUGAUAUAUGGGAUGCUAGAAGAAGUGGGUAUCUAAAGCAGUCAAAGAAGAAUCAAAGUUUGGAUGAACCAAGUGUGUCUCAGGGUUGUUAUAAAGACAAGGACAGGUCACGGUUCAGCGGAAGGGUUAUCAGUAUAAAGGAACAUUACGGACAUAUGAUGGAGAUGAGAAGGAGGUCAGAGAGUGGUCUGAGCGGAAAUGAUGAGAAACCUCGACAGAAUUACAGGUAA
This is a messenger RNA of Ruditapes philippinarum (Manila clam), 1050 nucleotides long. RefSeq lists its product as uncharacterized. The record is from RefSeq and is a predicted model, not a curated record. The transcript has 3 exons. Lineage: Eukaryota; Metazoa; Mollusca; Bivalvia; Venerida; Veneridae. Bases 148 to 1050 code for a protein of 300 amino acids.